CCACCACCAAAGUGACGUGGAACGAAAAAAUACGAAGCGACACGAAGCCGAGCACGUCAGAUUCACGUUCAUAUUCCACAUAGCGCUCACAUUUUCCAGGUCAGUCGGUCCAGAAAAAACAGACAGCCCAAAAUGCCCGCUCCAGCAAGUUCGACGUCCGUUGGCAGCGGAUCCCGCUCGCCCAGCAAACUGUCGGCGCCACGUAGCGCCGGAUCCGGAGGCGGCAGCACCCUGAAGCAGCGAAAGACCACCAGCAGCACUACGGCGGCCAGGAGUCGUGCACCCGGCGGAGCCGGUACCGGUGGCAUGUGGCGUUUCUACACAGAUGACUCGCCCGGAAUCAAGGUUGGACCCGUGCCCGUGCUGGUCAUGUCGCUGCUCUUCAUCGCUUCCGUCUUCAUGCUGCACAUCUGGGGAAAAUACAAUCGCUCUUAAGCCCGUUCGAUUCGUAGCCAAUAAAUACUUUCACCUCAACGAACGUGAACAAUGUCGACGUCAUCAUUUCUUUCGCGGCGCGAUAACAUGAGAUCCAUUCCGCUUGUUGAGGCAUUGGUGUGUUUUCCACAUGAAAUUAAUUAUAAAUAAGCUUAAGUUAAAGACGUGUUUAAACGUAAUGCAUA
This is a messenger RNA of Drosophila ficusphila, 620 nucleotides long. It is a transcript of the gene Sec61beta, whose product is annotated as protein transport protein Sec61 subunit beta. Gene Ontology annotation, cellular component: Sec61 translocon complex. The record is from RefSeq and is a predicted model, not a curated record. Gene Ontology annotation, biological process: intracellular protein transport. The transcript is spliced from 3 exons. The coding region runs from base 133 to 435 and encodes 100 amino acids. NCBI's taxonomy places the organism in Eukaryota, Metazoa, Arthropoda, Insecta, Diptera, Drosophilidae.